UGCAUAGUUUUUAAUUGGUUUCCAUGUUUGGCAAAACCAAUAUGACAUUUACCAAUGCUUUUCUCCUUUCUUGUACAUUUCAUUCUUUCUGGACAAGUGUUGUGAAUAGUUGCUCUAUUGGACAUUUAAAAAGCAGCGAAGAUGCCUGUUGUGUUAAUUUUUUCAAAGAGAAAAACUUCUGUAAAGAAUGCCCAAUUGGAUAUAUCGGAGUAAAUUGUAGUGAUACAUGCACUCCACCAUUUUUUGGAAACUUGUGUAGCUUUAGGUGUGAAUGUUUGAAAUGUCAUCAUAUUAACGGCUGUGUAACAGACAAAAAAAGGAGCGAACCGAAACUCACAACACACGCACUGCAGAACAUAACAAAUCCAAAAAUAGACAACACAAUGAGCGAACCAAACGUCACGACACGCGCACUGCGGAACUUAAGAAUUCUAAAAAUAGAUCAAACAACGGAACUCAAAACAAUAAAACGACAAGGAAAACAGCCGGAAAACAUGAAUAAUUCAGCGAAGAUGACCGAUUUGAUAAUAAUAUCAACUGGAUUAGUCUUAACGGUUGUAUUAUUAACGUUGAUCUCAUUCACUUACUGCAAACGUUUUACCUCAGCAUAUGUUAAUGGAAACAAUCCUGACUUUCAAAAUAUUCAAGAAAUGGACACUGUCUAUGCUGAAAUCAGUAGACGAAGAAUCUGAAAAAAAAGUCAAGCUUGGGCUUUUUUGUUGAUUAUCAAAUGAUGGAAUAACGAUCUUAAAGAUUUUCAAUUGAAACCUAAAAUAUUUAUAAUAGGAAACAUG
Molecule: messenger RNA, 794 nt
Organism: Magallana angulata
Lineage: Eukaryota; Metazoa; Mollusca; Bivalvia; Ostreida; Ostreidae
Exons: 6
Coding region: 24-692 (222 amino acids)
Source: RefSeq, a predicted model, not a curated record